AUGGCGGAUUAUAGUCCUAAUAUUCGGGAUGAGAUUCGAAGAGCAUAUCUACAAAAGGGACCUUGUCAACCUAGAAGUUAUCAAUUCCCACAAACUAAUCAAUCAGGAAUUAAUAGACACUUCAUUACUCAUUGGUUUGAUGAGCAUGAUUGGUUGGAAUAUAGUAUUGCUAAAGAUGCUGCGUUUUGUCUUCAUUGUUAUAUCUUCAAAUCUAAUUUUGAUCAAGUGGGUGGUGAUGCAUUCACUGGGGUAGGCUUCAAUAAUUGGAAGAAGGCGAAAGAAAGAUUUAACCUUCAUGUUGGACCAGUUGGUAGUGUUCACAACCAAGCUAGAGAAGUUGCUUACAAUUUGAUGCAUCAAACUACUCACAUUGAAACAAUUGUGAUAAGCAAACAAGCCAAGCUCGCACGGCUUAUCGCACUUGCUUGA
Molecule: messenger RNA, 429 nt
Organism: Prunus armeniaca (apricot)
Lineage: Eukaryota; Viridiplantae; Streptophyta; Magnoliopsida; Rosales; Rosaceae
Source: the annotation of a GenBank genome assembly